This is a messenger RNA of Oncorhynchus tshawytscha (Chinook salmon), 2004 nucleotides long. Its product is annotated as arrestin domain-containing protein 3. The record is from RefSeq and is a predicted model, not a curated record. Gene Ontology annotation, biological process: protein transport. Gene Ontology annotation, cellular component: cytoplasm; plasma membrane. Bases 1 to 783 code for a protein of 260 amino acids. The transcript has 6 exons. NCBI's taxonomy places the organism in Eukaryota, Metazoa, Chordata, Actinopteri, Salmoniformes, Salmonidae.
AUGCCGACAACACAUUUAACUCAAGUGCUUGCGACAUCGCGUAGCCACUUGACAUUGGUCAACUCUGGACACUGGCAGAAUGUUCUGGUCUCUGUCUUUCAUAACACUGGCACCAAUGUUCUAACUACAGGAAGACAUGUGUAUCCUUUCUCUUUCCAAAUUCCUGACGAGGACAUGCCCUCCUCUUUCCAGGGUAAAUGUGGUCAAAUCAUCUACUCAUUAGAGGCUAAGUUGACCAGGUCAAUGAGGUUUGACACCAAAGCCAAGACUGAUUUCCCCUUUGUCUCAAAGGCAGACCAGUCUAUGAUCCCAUAUCUAAUGAAACCUCAGCAUGGGACCAAGGAUAAGGAUGUUAUGUUCUUUGCAUCUGGAAAAAUCUCUGUGAGCAUUCACACUGAGAGGCAGGGAUACCAGCAAGGAGAUGCUCUGAAAGUCAGGGCAAUUAUUGUCAACAACUCAACUCGCCCAGUGACCCCAAAAUACUACCUGUACGAAAAGCAGUGUUUCUACGCCCAGAAGAAGAGGAAAGUCCACACCCACAACAUCUUGAAAGAGAAGGGCCAUCGGGUCCAUGCUGGCACUCGGCACACGGUGACCCAAGUUUUGACCAUCCCUCCACAACUCCCUGCCACCAUCUUCAACUGUCCUAUACUCAAAUUAGAGUACCGAUUGAAGGUCGUUCUUGAUGUUAAACUGGCCAUAGACCCUGAGAUCAAGCUACCUAUCGUUGUUCUUACUGCAACUCAAACUCUUGGACAGGAACCCCCACCUUACUCCAGUUAGGGUUUUGAGUCACAAGUCCCAACUGCAUCUGAGCUACCACCCCCCUACGAAAUGUUUGCUUCCUCAUCAAAUUUCUAUAGAAAAUUGUAGAGGCAUGGAGAUUCUCAAUUGGGCGCAAAAGUCUGUCCUCUACUCAACUCCUCCAUCCUCCUCUCUUCCAUGCCCCAGAGGCCGAUAAGGGGUCACCAUAUAUAGGAGAGGGUCAAUUAGUUAAUAAGGGAACAGAGGAGUUUGAUCCUCUCCUUGAUAGCCUCCUCUGGCCAAGGAUAUUGAGAUGUAUCCUACCAGAGUACUACAUGGAAGAGGUUUGAAAUGCGCCACAACCCCUUUGAAUCCGUUGUUGUUUUGUCAGAGAAAAGCAUGUACCUUUAAAUACAAUAUGCUACCUAUCAUUUUAUCUAUAAAACACCCAUCAAGUACCGGGUCGGACCCCCCCUUUGCCUUCAGAACAGCCUGAAUGGAUGCACCGUAUCAGCAACAAUGUUUAAAUACGCUGUGGCGUUGAAACGUUGCUCAUUUGUUUGUCUGUUUGUGGCCCAUCUGUUAGCUUGCACGAUUCUUGCCAUUCUCCUUCGAUCUCUCUCAUCAACGAGCUGUUUUCACCCACAGGACUGCAGCUGACUGAAUGUUUUUUGUUUGUCGCACCAUUGUUGGUAAAAACCUAGACACUGUUGUGUGGAAAAAGCCCAGGAGGGUGGCCAUUUCUUCGAUAUUGGAUCCGGCACACCGAUGUUGAUACCACGCUCAAAGUUGCAUACGUCACUUGUUUUGUCCAUUCUAACGACCGAACAGUAACUGAAUGCCUCGAUGCCUGUCUGGUGUACUUAAUAAACUGGCCAGUGAGCGUAUAUAUUAAAAGUCUAAUUUCAUACCAGCGUAUUUGUUUUCAAGUUUCCUCCUCCUUGCCUCGAUUACCUUUGACCUUUUUCAAAAAGAGGGGAAGAGAGGACAGAGGAGAUGACGUGAGGAAUUGAGCAAAUUCUAUUGAUAUUCUCCUGGAUGAAGGGUGAAGAAUUUCAGAAGAAUUAGAAUUGAUUGUAUUGUAUUGUCUUGUCUAACCAUUUCCUCCUUCACUUUUAUUGGUCUUUUUUUGUAUAUGCAUGCAUGAUUGUACGUUGCUUUGGAUGACAGCUUCUGCUAAAUGGCAUAUUAUUAUCAUUAUUAUUUAGCAUCUAUACUUAUUGCUAAUUUACCUGCCUUGAUUUGAAAUGUGUGCAUGUU